AUGCCUGAGCGAGACAGAGAGCCGUUUUCCAAUCCGUUGGCCCCAGAUGGCUACGAUGUGGACGAUCCUCACUCCUCCCACCAAUCUAAGCGCACCAAUGAGGAUUUCAGAAAACUUCUCAUGACCCCAAGGGCUGCGCCUACCUCUGCACCACCCUCUAAAUCACAUCACCAUGAGAUGCCAAGGGAGUAUAAUGAGAAGGAGGAUCCAGCUGCGUGGAGGAGAAGAAAGAAAAAUUAUGAAAAACUUCGCCAACAAGAAAUUGAGAGAGAGCGAGAGCUAGCAGAGAAAUACCGGGACCGGGCCAAGGAACGAAGAGAUGGUGUGAACAAAGAUUAUGAGGAAACUGAGCUGAUCAGCACCACGGCAAACUACAGGGCCGUGGGCCCCACUGCUGAGGCAGACAAAUCAGACAAAUCAGCUGCAGAGAAAAGAAGACAGUUGAUCCAGGAGUCCAAGUUCUUGGGUGGAGACAUGGAACAUACCCAUUUGGUGAAAGGCUUGGAUUUUGCUCUGCUUCAGAAGAUUCGAACUGAGAUUGCCAGCAAGGAGAAAGAGGAGGAAGAACUGAUGGAAAAGCCCCAGAAGGAAACCAAGAAAGACGAGGACCCUGAAAACAAGAUUGAAUUUAAAACACGUUUAGGCCGCAAUGUUUACCGUAUGCUCUUCAAGAGCAAAUCGUACGAACGGAAUGAGCUGUUCCUGCCGGGCUGCAUGGCCUAUGUGGUGGACCUGGACGAUGGGUAUGCGGACACGGACAUCCCCACCACUCUUAUCCGAAGCAAGGCUGAUUGUCCCACCAUGGAGGCCCAGACCACACUGACAACAAGUGACAUUGUCAUCAGCAAGCUCACACAGAUUCUUUCCUACUUGAGGCAGGGAACCCAUACCAAGAAGCUCAAGAAGAAAGAUAAAGGGAAGCUGGAAGAGAAGCCGCCUCCUGAGGCCGACAUGAAUAUAUUUGAAGACAUUGGGGAUUAUGUACCUUCUACAACCAAGACACCACGGGACAAGGAGCGGGAAAGAUACGGAGAAUGGGUGCGUGAUCGUGAAAGGGACAGAGAGCGGGACAGGGAACGGGAGCGAGAACGGGAGCGGGACCGAGAGAGAGAGAGGAGGAGAAGACACAGCUACUUCGAGAAGCCAAAAGUGGAUGACAAGCCCAUUGAUGUUGACAAAGGACCUGCAUCUGCCAAGGAUUUGAUCAAAUCCAUCAAUGAAACAUUUUCUGGUUCCACUGGCUGGGAAGGCACUGAAUCACGGAAGAAGCCAGAGGCCAAGAGGCAGCUUGGAGAUUUCUUUGGGAUGUCCAACAGUUAUGCCGAGUGCUACCCAGCCACGAUGGAUGAUAUGGCUGUGGACAGUGAUGAGGAGGUGGAUUACAGCAAAAUGGACCAGGGUAACAAGAAGGGCCCCUUAGGCCGCUGGGACUUUGAUACCCAACAGGAAUACAGUCAAUAUAUGAACAACAAAGAGGCUUUGCCCAAAGCCACAUUCCACUAUGGCAUCAAGAUGUCUGAAGGGCAGAAAACCAGGCGUUUUAAGGAAACCAAAGACAAGGCAGAACUUGAUCGCCAGUGGAAGAUUAGUGUAAUCAUUAAGAGGAAGAAGAUGGAAGCUGAUGGGGUUGAGGUCAAGAGACCAAAAUACUGA
Molecule: messenger RNA, 1653 nt
Organism: Sorex araneus (European shrew)
Lineage: Eukaryota; Metazoa; Chordata; Mammalia; Eulipotyphla; Soricidae
Product: protein Red-like
Biological process (GO): mRNA splicing, via spliceosome
Cellular component (GO): nucleus
Source: RefSeq, a predicted model, not a curated record